Eurypyga helias (sunbittern) is the source of this 1002-nucleotide messenger RNA. Its product is annotated as butyrophilin subfamily 3 member A1-like. The transcript is spliced from 5 exons. Lineage: Eukaryota; Metazoa; Chordata; Aves; Eurypygiformes; Eurypygidae. Gene Ontology annotation, molecular function: protein binding. Bases 1 to 1002 code for a protein of 333 amino acids. The record is from RefSeq and is a predicted model, not a curated record.
AUGGGGCUCUCGGUCCAGCCGACAGCAGUCAUCCUCACUUUGGUGUUAGUAUCUACACACCAUCCCACAGCAGGUGAUGGCCAUGAUCCAUUGCUUAUCUUGGAUGGUUAUGAGGAUGAUGGUAUUCGACUCAAAUGUUUCUCUGAGAGGUUGUUUUCUGAAGUUCAGGUGUUGUGGACAGAUGGUAGAGGAGAAAAUGUCACUGGGACUCCUCUCACUAUUGACACCACCACUGCUAAUACCAGUAGCUCCAUCAUUCUAAAACGAGGAUCUGGAAACUCUGCAUCCUGCAGAAUAAUUGAUAAACUGCUGAAAACAUCAACAGAAUCUUCAGUUGUCAUUGCAGUUAUGCAAAUUAUGGGCAGUGAGGCUAAGACAGUUUUCUGGAGUGUCUCAAUGAUGGCUGAAGGAAUCUUGGAGCAGUUUCAGAAAGAACUGGGUGAGUUGAAAGCUGAAGACUAUUUUUAUCAAAUUUAUAUGCCUCCCACCCCACACUUUAAUAUCACUCUGGAUGAGAACUGCAAACAUCCCAGCCUCAUCAUUAAGGAGAAAAACAGAGUCAUGUGCUCCAGCCAGGAAGAGAACCUCUCUAAAGCGGUGGCGGUCGCUACCGAAGGGUUUUCAGAAAAGAGACUUUACUGGGAAGUGGAGGUGGGGGACAAGUCAGAGUGGGAGGUGGGUGUGAUGUGUGAAGAAAUUAGAAAUAUAGUGAGGAGCAACACGAAGGACGCUUUCCCAAAGGGGAAUUUACUCAGUCUGCAAUUUUCUCAGGGAGAAUACAGCUUAAAUGGUGGGAAGGAUGAAAGAAAUUGCAUGCCCUGCAGCGUGGUAGGUGUUUUCCUGGAUCACGAAUCUGGCAAGCUUUCAUUUUUUGAUGCUGAAAAAAAGUGCCUUCUCAAGUCUCUUUCUUUUGAGUUUUCUGAGAAGCUGUACCCAUUUUUCAGACCAGGCUCUGAUGGCAAAUGGUUGGGAGUUCGCCCUGUAUGUACUUUAACUGCAUAA